CGUCUCUCCUCUCUAUAAUGUUACAGUGUGUCUUCAGUCGUCUUGGCCGGCGGUGGUGACGACGGCGAUGCGCGUUCAACGAAAGUGCAAUAGUAAAAAAAUCGUUUAAACAAUUCACCAUGUCCGUUUGUCUUGCACGUCGCUGAACGCCGAUCCACGCUCGAUAAAAGUUUGCCGGUUCGACAGCGAUGAAGAGUCGACUGCGCGUGCCGUUGACACCUUUACUGGCGGUGCUCCUGGCCGUCGUACUGCCGGCAUCGGUCACCGGCCAGCAAUGCUACGAACCACUGGAUUCCGAUCCGUACCUGUUCUUCUCGCACAAAACGGCGUACCAGCUGAUCUACAACUCAAAGUUCAAACCCGUGCCUUAUUGUCGACCAACGUUUGUCUGGAUGUUCAUUAGACAUGGCACGAGCUAUCCGACGGCUAACGAGUCUUCAGCCAUCCGGCAAUUGCAUCUGUUCAAAGACAGAGUGAUCAACAAUCACGAAGAACGCCGUGAUGGACAUUUGUGCAAAAGCGUCCAGGACAGUCUGAAACGCUGGGAGUUCGAAGUGAACCCAAUGUCCGAGGACGACAUUUCGCCCCAAGGCAAGAUGGACAUGCGCCUGAUGGCGAAAAGGACCCGAGACAAGCUCAGCGAAGUGUUGGCCAGGGAGUUCGACCGAAAUACGUUCAAAUUUUACUCCAGCGAAGACCGCAAAGUGAUGAACAGCGCAGAAGAAUUUUCCCGCGGCAUGUUCGGAGAUGAUUUCAAAUCCAAGAUUUCCAUCGAAACGGUCCAUAACAAUUCCAGUUUCAUAGGAUUGGAGUCCUGUCCGAAAUGGCAGACGCCGACCAACGACGUUCAUCCCGAAGCGUUGCGGUUCCGGAGCUCGCCCGAGUACGUGAAAAUGGUCGGUCAGAUCAGCGCCAGACUUGGAUUCCUGGACAACAUAACCGACAGCAUAGUCCACGCAAUGUACGAAUCGUGUCGCUAUAACAAAGCGUUGGUGCUGAAUUCGUUUCCGGCCUGGUGUGGAUUGUUCACCAGACAAGAGUUGCAAUUGCUCGAGUACUACGAAGAUUUGGACUUCUACUACAAGUACGGUUACGGAUCCGACUUUAACGUUAAGGUGGGAUGUCCCAUCGCCCACGAGCUGUUGGGUUAUUUAAACGACGCGGCCAAAGAGCAGAAAGAUUCGCCUUCGGCAGUGUUCAGGUUCGGCUCGUCCGCUGGUCUGUUGACGACCCUGAUCGCUUUGGACAUGGCGAAGGACUCGGUUCCACUCACCCACGCCAAUUACCAUUCCCAGUACCGUCGUCAGUGGAGAAUGUCUCAAGUAGAUCCGUUCUCUGGAAAUCUAGCGGCUGUCUUUUACAAGUGUGACCAAGGCGACGAAGAGAACAAAGUAAUGUUUUAUUUAAACGAAGGCGUGUACGAUUAUCCGGGAUGCAACGUCGGCUUGUGUUCGUGGAAGUUCAUACAAGAGAAAUUCAAAAAAUAUCUCGGACCAAACGAAUGCGGUCAAGUGUGUCACGACCAUAGUUUAGCAUCCGCCGUCGGAAACGCCUUUGUUCUUAUGGUUACACUUUUGACAGCACAUAUUUUUGUGCGCUCAUAAAGAACAACACAAUAAGAUUUUUAAUUAUUAAUUGGCUGUGUCAUAAAAAUAUGCAAAUUAUUUGGGUACUUAGCGUAAUUAGCGUGAUUGGCAUACUUGCAAUGACCAAUUUACAAAAUACAUGGAUUUAUAUUCUCGUUGAACUAUACUAGGUAAUUACAUACAUAUAAUUUAAGUUAUGUUGGAUGCGUAGUUAAAUAUGUCUUAAGAAUAACAAAAAGGAACACUCCCGUGUGGCGGGAAUAAGAAGUUAUAAAAUUCAAUGUACAGUAGAUUAACUACUGUAAACAUAUUAUGUUGUCAAGGAUAAAAUUGAAGUUAGAAAAACAUUCAGACUAAUUUAUACCAAUUGUGCGUGACGAUCUCAACUGCUAACAAGUGUAAAAAUAAAAACACUCAAAACAAACCUCCAGUUAUGGUUUUUUUUUCUAUCCAUCUAAUAAUGUCAUUACUGUGUUGGAAUUUCAGUUUUUUUAUUUACUAUUCAAUCGAAAUCGUUCAAUUUCGUACAUUUAACUGAUUACUGAAUUUCUGAUUGUUCGAAAUUCUUAUUUAAAAUAAUAGCUAAUUUAAAUAUAGUGUAUAAACGAUACAAAUAGUAAUAAAACCAUAUUUUUACUAAGCUACGAAGCCUUUGGCUAUUGAUUUUUUUUUAUUAAUAUUUAUAUGUAUGUUAUAGACUAAAAUAUCUUUAU
Molecule: messenger RNA, 2299 nt
Organism: Adelges cooleyi (spruce gall adelgid)
Lineage: Eukaryota; Metazoa; Arthropoda; Insecta; Hemiptera; Adelgidae
Product: multiple inositol polyphosphate phosphatase 1-like
Exons: 10
Coding region: 189-1604 (471 amino acids)
Molecular function (GO): acid phosphatase activity; inositol phosphate phosphatase activity
Source: RefSeq, a predicted model, not a curated record